AUGCGGAGCGGAUGUGCGUUAGCCCGCGCCCUGGUGCUGGCCAGCCUCUGGUUGGCAGUGGCCGGACGCCCCCUGGCUCUUUCUGACCAGGGGCCACACUUGUAUUACGGGUGGGACCAGCCCAUCCGCCUGCGGCACCUGUACGCCGCGGGCCCCUACGGCUUCUCCAACUGUUUCCUGCGCAUCCGCACCGACGGCGCCGUGGACUGCGAGGAGAAGCAGAGCGAGCACAGUUUGCUGGAGAUCAGGGCGGUCGCCCUGGAGACUGUGGCCAUCAAGGACGUACACAGCGUCCGGUACCUCUGCAUGGGCGCCGACGGCAGGAUACAGGGACUGGCCCGGUACUCCGAGGAAGACUGCACGUUCAAGGAGGAGAUCAGCUACGACGGGUACAACGUGUACCGGUCCCAGAAGUACCACCUUCCCGUGGUGCUGAGCAGCGCCAAGCAGAGGCAGCUGUACCAGAGCAAGGGCGUGGUGCCCCUGUCCUACUUCCUGCCCAUGCUGCCCAUGGCCCCGGCGGAGACCAGGGACCACCUGGAGUCUGACGUGUUCUCUUUGCCCCUGGAAACGGACAGCAUGGACCCGUUUGGGAUGGCCAGCGAGGUGGGUCUGCUGGAGAGCCCCAGCUUCCAGAAGUGA
Sciurus carolinensis (gray squirrel) is the source of this 642-nucleotide messenger RNA. It is a transcript of the gene Fgf19, whose product is annotated as fibroblast growth factor 19. The transcript has 3 exons. The record is from RefSeq and is a predicted model, not a curated record. Lineage: Eukaryota; Metazoa; Chordata; Mammalia; Rodentia; Sciuridae. Gene Ontology annotation, molecular function: growth factor activity; fibroblast growth factor receptor binding. Gene Ontology annotation, cellular component: cytoplasm; extracellular region. Bases 1 to 642 code for a protein of 213 amino acids. Gene Ontology annotation, biological process: animal organ morphogenesis; cell differentiation; positive regulation of cell population proliferation.